AUGACGAUGGACCAGGGUGGCUGUCAUGGAUUCAAGGAAAGUCUAGAAAAAGCAAUUGGCAAGUCGCCAUCGCGAACUAGUCUGCGUCCUACGCCAUCAUACAAUACGGGGUCCCCCGUCCAUCACAUCGCAUCUUCCCAGCAACCUGGUUCAUGUUUAUCUGUUCUCCUCGGACGGAGUCGAGUGGAAAAGGAGCGGGAAGUAUCCUCCCUCGCCAAUCGCUUGAAGCAGUGUGGCUUGAUGCGAUUCCCGAUUGUCAUUGACAAUGGGUCUUGCCCGCUCGAUCGGGAAGCCCGUGUCAGUGUCAACGCGUAUGGUAUGCUAGUAAUUGCAUUGUGGUUCAUGGAAGCGUUGAGUGCCCGAUCCAUGGAGUUCGGUGAUAGUACUGCCCGGAGGACUCCGUAUAAUCUCAAUGACUCGACCCAUUGUUACAAAUAG
Molecule: messenger RNA, 438 nt
Organism: Penicillium cataractarum
Lineage: Eukaryota; Fungi; Ascomycota; Eurotiomycetes; Eurotiales; Aspergillaceae
Exons: 3
Coding region: 1-438 (145 amino acids)
Source: RefSeq, a predicted model, not a curated record